AUGGACAGUUCAUCUGAGGUGCCGAGCGUCAAGGGCCAGCUGCGAACAUACUACGCAGGCAUACCCCAAUUCAUCCAGGUCUCUGAUCAUCAGUUCGUUGAGCUCGAGCUUGCAAUGCAAUGGAUGGAUCUGACGCAGAUUGCUGUUUCGGCCACAAAUUGUGCACACUUGUAUGGGAUUGCCCAUGCUCGUCGCAGUCGCACCGACAACGUUGAUGACUGGCAGUUUGGGAGUUCUCUAACCACUGAACAAGUCUGGGAUUUGUUCACCCUGCUUGCCCUCCUUGAUUAUCUUCAACCACGAGAUGAGCAUCUUAUUGUGCCGCAUGACGGUGACCAGAAACAUCGCUUUACGACUGCAAUGUAUGCACGCAACAGCCGGAUUGUUCUUGAAGGCCAAGACGAACUCCCUCAUGCUUGCUGUGCAUGCAUGCGCAUUUUUGAGUCACCGGAUGGCACACUGCGCCGUACUGAGGUCAUUGUUACAGACGCGGAACAUCAUGCCCUCGAGACUGUCUGUGCUGUUGAUGGUUGCGAUCAGCCGGUCAUGGUUGACACUGAGACGGGAAAGAAUCGUAAGGCAUGCAAGGACCCAGUUCAUCUGCUCAUGGAAACCGCCAACAUCAAUUCAUCACGCAGUGGAAAGAGCAAGACACAGCGUCAGAAGCUUGCCAGGUUGAAUGAUGCCAUAGGCACACAAGUGGACGAGGACAUCACCCUUCAGGAUGUUGAAGAGUGGUAUGAGCAUGAUGUACCCUCCGGUGCAGUUUGA
Suillus subalutaceus is the source of this 771-nucleotide messenger RNA. RefSeq lists its product as uncharacterized. The coding region runs from base 1 to 771 and encodes 256 amino acids. Lineage: Eukaryota; Fungi; Basidiomycota; Agaricomycetes; Boletales; Suillaceae. The record is from RefSeq and is a predicted model, not a curated record. The transcript has 4 exons.